UCAAAUUUGGUAAAACAAACUCAAUAUUUCAAGAGCACUGGUGAAUACGAGACGAUGGUUCCUUAAUAAUUAACGUCACGAAGCAGCAGUCCUUAAAGCGCCACCGUACUCCGCUCCGGAGCCACAGGUUGCCAACCCCUGGAGGAGGCAAUGGCUCCGGGUGGUUAUUGUUUAUUGCAAAGAUUACGGCGAGCCGUUAUUGGCGAAUGCUUUCAUUGGUUACUGUUGUCAGAAUGCGAUGUACUGGCAAACCCUGUGUAAUGCAAUCUACUGCUGUGUAAGUUCAUUAAAAUAAUGCAUUUAAGAUAUCAAAUGAUAAAAAGCAGGCAUUGCAAGGGGCUUUCGCAGCACGUGGCAGUGGCGUGGUGUGUAAUAUAAUUUGCAGUUGUGUGCAGUGGUUGUUGACUGAAUAUGCAUGAUGACCAUGUGUGUGCUGACUAUAUUCUGACUGUGACUGUUCUGACAGUAUGUGCAUGUGUGCUGAAUGUGCUACGUGAAUGUAUGUUUGCCUAACUGGGAAUGUGUGUGCGUGUCAAAUGUGUGCGCUGACCAGAGUUGCAACAUGCGUCUCUUAGCCACAUCUAAAGCUCCUACUGUGAGUGUCAUGAGUCCGAACACCCAUGACAUCUACAGUUGUAACUGUGCCACUGCUGAUCGCAGCCAAAAAGCGUUAUUUUAUCAAAGUGCACCUCACGGUCACAAGUUUCCAGCCUCGCAAACUAAAUGUCAAAAUGCCCAAACAAAGAUCCAGGUGGACAAACCCGCAUCGUCUGUGUUGAUAAUUUAAAUCAUAUAUAAUGUGUAAAGCAAAAAGGGUAAUGUUUAUAAAUACUUGAGAAAAUAUGCAGUGUACAUUUUUUAAAAAUAGUUUUAAAGAAACAGCUGACUUGUGAUAAUGUGAAUGUAAAUCUUGACUUAAAGCUUUCGUGACUGCAGGAAUUCAUAUUCGUUGGGUCUUUCGGUAAAGUCACGUAGAUAGGUUAUUUUGUUACUUUAUUUGAAACUAUCUACGCGACUUUACCGAAAGACCCAAAGAAUAUGAAAAUGUGAACGUAUUGUAGAGCUGUAAAAUUCUUACGGUGAAAUUGCGUGGAUGUUCCAUGAAAAGCGAUAAUUGUAAAGUUUGUAUUUACCACUUUGGCACACCUUAUCAAAAUACAAAAGUAUGCGAGUACAAGUGCUGCAUGUAAAAUUGUACAUGUCAUUCUAGCUUCAUGUUGGUUGUAUGUUCAAUACUUUUUACAGGGAUAAUUACCCUGAAUGUCAACACCCAUAGCCAGCAAUCAAGACAUAAAUAAUUCACAUGCCUAUUUACAAGGGGGCACAAUAGUAACUGUUCACCUGCCAUAUGUUGCCCAGGUCGACAGCGUAUAACCUUCCACAAACCUCACCGGUCAUAGAAGGCAUUCUCCAGGAGCAUGUCGAUUUACUGCUCUCGUACGCAGAGGGAGUUGAAAACCGCUUGCUGCCGCUUACCAACAUCUCCAGCCGCCGCUUGAGAGAGCUGCUAAAAAGGGGGGGCCCUUUGUGAGUUGACUUCGAAGGCGGCAAGAACGAUGCGCGUAGAUGAGGGGGAUGCCCUCGCUUCGCGAGGUGGCGAGGGAACGGGGGCCGUGCCUGCGACCUUCGGCCGCUGCAAGCCAAAGGUGAAGCACAAAGCGGCAUCGCGUGCCAAUGGGGCCAGUCCGCUCGCCCGUCUGCGGAAUGAGGGUGCGGUCACACCUCCGCGUGGUGAUUUGCAGCGAGUGGUAAUAAAUGUGUCCGGAGAACGGUUUGAGACGCAGUUGAAGACGCUGGACCAGUUCCCAGACUCGCUCCUGGGCCACCCGGACAAGCGAGCGCGAUAUUUUGACCCACUCCAAAACGAGUACUUUUUUGACAGAAGCCACGUCAAUUUUGAUGCCAUCCUCUUCUACUACCAGUCUGGGGGAAGGCUUUGCAAGCCUGUUGACGUGCCUUCGGAUGUCUUCAGAGAGGAGGUAGAAUUCUACGAACUCGGAGAAGAAGCCGUUGCAAAGUACGGAGAGAAUACACUCGACACCCCUGAAGAGGAAAACGUGCACGGAAAAGACUUUCAGCAGCACGUAUGGCGCUUGUUUGAAUCGCGAGACGGUUCCAUCGCUGCAAAGAUGUUAUCCCUCAUGUCGUUUGUGACGACUAUACUGUCGAUUACGGUCAUGUGUUUGGAGACACUGCCACAAUUUCGCAAAGAUAAUCAAGUCCAUGCCAAUCGUACCGAGUUCAGCAUUCGAACAAGUAUCUACAAUCUCGAUCCUUUCUUCAUGUUGGAAACGGCGUGUGUUGUUUGGUUCAUAUUUGAGCUUGCCGUUCGCUUUUACGCCUGUCCAAGCAAGACGUCCUUUAUGAAGGAUUUCAUGAAUGCGAUCGACAUCCUGGCAAUAAUGCCAUAUUUCAUCACGGUUGUCUUGGAGAUCAUGCAACAGCAAGAUCAGACCCGGCAACCUUUGCUGAAGAUCAUACGCCUCGUAAGGGUCUUGCGAAUAUUCAAACUGUCUCGUCACUGCCAAGAUCUGCAAAUCCUUGGGCUGACGCUGAAGGCCAGCCUGCGGGAGUUGGCCAUGCUAAGCUUUUUCCUCUUCGUCGCUGUGGUAAUAUUCUCCGGUGCGAUCUACUACGUGGAAGCUGACGACCCGCAGAAACACUUCAGCAGCAUCCCAGACGCCUUCUGGUGGGCGGUGGUCACAAUGACGUUGGUUGGCUACGGAGAUAUGUGGCCCAUGACGGUGGGAGGCAAGAUCGUGGGUGCGCUAUGUGCUAUCACUGGAGUGCUCACCAUCUCUCUACCAGUACCCGUCAUUGUUUCGAACUUCAAAUACUUCUAUAAUCUAAAAAACAAGGACAUUAAGAGAUGUCGUCGUUGCUAAAGCCACCUCACCCGCUACGCGUGACCUCCAACAUCUAUUGCGACAGUCUCCCACAUCUGGUCUCAUGAGGUCUUCCCCUUAGUCACCAGUCUCGUGGAGAUCAGCCCUCCUCCAUCUCGCACACGUGCAAGUUAUGCAAUCUACUGGUGCUUUUGUGUUCUUGGCUUGAGAUAUAUUUAAAGAUCAGCCUUUCCUGGAUCUCUCUCUUUUACCUUCACUUCUCGAGUUUGUGCACACUCUAAAAUACCUUACAUUUUACAUAAUAGACGGACACUCUAACAUCUAAAUAAUUCCGUCAGUCCUUUGAUGCUGUCCUAACCACGUCACACCUCCUGUCGUGCUUUCUACUUCCCUCCAUUCUUGUUCCUGCAUCACACUUUUCUUGAUAUUGCAGCGAAAGUCAAUACUAUGUAGUAAACAUACUGGGCUACACGGAAUGUAACCGUUCCCCCCCAGUAAUUAUUUAAUGUAAUGUUUUACUUGCUUGUAUUGUCUUAUACGUUAUUUUCUCUCAAAUAAUCUAAAGGUGCACAUUAGCAUAUAAUCCAUAUACAAUUUGUAUUUAAUGUUCAUUGAUUAAAAAGUGCAUUAAACACGUAUGUACUAUUAAGAAGGGCCAUUGCUUGAAACGUCGCCUUUUAUAUAUUUUUUUCAUUUUAGGGCGAUAGUGUUGAGUUUUAUUCAUGAAUCAAAGAAUUGUCACAUGCCUAAUCAUGUACGUACACUUAUAUAUGAUGCUGCUGCCAUUGCAGUAAGUAAAGUAUAGGUAUUUGUAGACUACCCUGGCCGUAGUGGACUGCACUGAUCUGCACUCAGGGCCUGGCGUGAACGGAUUUAAAACCGUGACACCAGAGUUGGCUGUGCUCGGAAACGGAGGACACUCCGACCUCCCCCGGUGGCAGCAUAGUCCCGAGCGGUCUUUCAAAUGCUCCCAUCUGAACGUAUCAGACCAAUUUAUAACAUCACGGAUCUACUUUUAAUAAAGGGAGAGUAGCAAUGCAAGAAUGGACCAAAAGCAGCGUGGGCCAAGGCAUGCAGUGAACAUGGCCAAUAAACAAGGUCAUUAGAUCAUACAAAAACAACAACACAUACCAAUAUAUAACAGGUGACAUUUCGGGCAAUUAUAUAAGUUGCCCAUUUAUUAUUUGUAUUUCAAGGCACUGUUAUUGACGAAUGUGAGUUUUACGUUAAUUGCGUUUGUGUGCCACGACUAACGCAGCCUUACGAAAUAAUUGAAAUAGAAUAAUCACAUUAGAUUAAUACAUUGGUUUUUGCAUGCUGCCUGAUUUCCAUUGCAUAAUCAUUACCUUUAGUGCUAUAUGCAGUGUUUGCAUGAAAAUAAUAACACUUGAAAUUUGGUCUACGUAUUAAAAUCGUGGUUUGUACGCUAAAAUAUGUAAAGUGUGCAGAGUUUUAGCAUCAUGGCAAUGAGCAAUAGAUAUUCAAAAUUACUCACUAGACAGAUAAUAUAUUUCGAUUUAAAGCUUUCGUGACUGCAAUGAUUCAUCUUCUUUGGUUCUUUCGGUAAAGUCACGUAGAAUGAGAAUAAAAUAAUAAAUUGA
Messenger RNA from Petromyzon marinus (sea lamprey), 4447 nucleotides. RefSeq names its product potassium voltage-gated channel subfamily A member 1-like. Gene Ontology annotation, cellular component: membrane; voltage-gated potassium channel complex. Gene Ontology annotation, molecular function: delayed rectifier potassium channel activity. Gene Ontology annotation, biological process: protein homooligomerization; potassium ion transmembrane transport; action potential. The record is from RefSeq and is a predicted model, not a curated record. Lineage: Eukaryota; Metazoa; Chordata; Hyperoartia; Petromyzontiformes; Petromyzontidae.